CUUCUUUUUUUUUCAUAGCCAAUAUACAUACAUACCUACAUUUAUAUACUUAUCCAUCUACAUACUAAUAUUGGUGGUAUCAUUGAAUUAAUACCGUUAUUCUACAGCAAUAAAUGGCAUUAGAUUGCAUAUCCACCCCUUGGGAAGGGUUGGAUUUUGUACCUUGUUUCCGUGAGACAGUAAUAAAUGGUGCCCUUCCAGUCAUUGCUCUCAUUUAUGUCACUGUGACAAUCGUCAUUACAAUCACACAAUACCAACGUACCAGCCGGUAUUCGCCUCUCAACACCAAGACCAAUGCUCUUCCAUUCUAUGGUGCCACAAACCCAACCCCCGCCCUGACCAACAACAGUGGCUCAAUCAGCGUAAAGACCGCGUGUUCGACUCUGAAUACUGGAUCAUUACGUUGGUCAGUCUAUGACCUAUCCCGCUGCGGAGUCUCACUCUUUCAAUUGGUUUCAUUCGUCUAUCUACUCAAUCAAUCGUUUCAGGGCCACUAUGAAACCGACAAAAAGGUCGAAGGCCAAGAACCAGAUGUGAUCAUGACAUAUGGUAUUCAUGCCAUUUAUUAUGGAAUCCUAUUCAGCAUCUCUUUGGCUGUAUUGGUAUUGUCUGGAUCAUCAAAGUCGUUAGCAGACUCUCUCUGUAACCAGGCUCAUAAUUUAUUCGGAUUUGACACUUUGGUGGGUCUGAUCAACUUAAGAUCCUAUUACUUGGUUCAUGACGUAGAGUUGGAAAGCACUGGAUAUACGUUUGCCCUUAUUUCCUUCUCUUUAAAUCUCGGCCUAUUCUGUCUCUUAAUCCAUGAAGAACGACAGGCACCCGACGAAAUAGUAUAUGCUGAUAAUGGGCGUGUAUUGUCCGGUGAAGAGUGGGCAUCAACUUACUCAAAAUACAUGUUCUCAUGGGUAAACACUAUGAUGAAACAAGGCUAUCAAGCCACUCUGAACGAACAAGACCUGAUGGAAAUGGUCGACGAUAACCGGGCCAAGAACAUCCUGCGACAGUUCAGACAACACCACAGACUUUCAAUGGCAUGGGCGCUCCUCAAAACUUUCAAAGCUCCCCUUGCUCAUCAAUGGGUUUUCUGCAUGGUCUGGUCGAUCAUGAUGUUCGGCCCACCCUAUUUUCUCAAUAAGAUCAUCCGGUACAUCGAACACACCGGCGAUGGUUCUUCUGAUCAGUCGGUUACUAGCGCAUUUCUGUCAGUCUUUGGCUUAUUCCUGUCUUCGGUUGUCAUGUCAUUAGCCUACCAAAGAGCACUCUAUAUCGGAAGAUGUCUUGGAACUCGCAUCCAGUCUAUCGUCAUUGGCGAAGUUUAUGAAAAGACUCUGAGACGGCGUGACGAGACCGGAAAAUCAUCCGAAGAUGGACCAAAAAAGAUCCAGGGAAAUGUUGAUAAUCUCUUGUCGGUCGAUUCCAGAAAAAUGGGAGAACUUACAGCCUAUGUAUUUUACAUCUACUGCUUCCCGCUCCAGAUCUCGGUCUGCAUCUGGAGUCUCUAUCGUCUGUUGGGCACAGCAUCGCUCUACGGCAUGCUGGUCAUGUUGAUCUUGCAGCCAGUCACCUAUAUCCUCAGCAGCAGAUUCCAGAGCCUUCACCAUGUCGUAAUGGCCUGUACCGACAAACGCAUCAAGCUCACAAAGGAGCUCCUGUCGGCUAUCCGCAUCGUCAAGUUCUUUGCCUGGGAAGACCAGUUUAGAAAUCGUAUCUCGGAAGCUCGUCUGGUCGAGCUCAAGGCCAUCCGAUCUCGGUUGUACAUGUACAUGUGGAUGGGUAAUGCCUGGUUUAUGAUUCCUAUCCUGAUCAUGGUCACUGUGUUUUACAUCUACACCAAGACCUUUGUCCUCACUGCAUCGACUGCCUUUACUGCCCUGGCCCUGUUCAACACCUUCAAGACCACCCUUGACGAAUUGCCCGUGAUCACAUCCUUCAUCCUGCAAGCCAAUGUGUCUCUGACGCGUAUCGAAGACUACCUAAAGGAAGAAGAAGUCGUCUUGCCCGCCAAUGGUAUUGCUACGGACAGAAUCGGAUUCAUCAACAAGGCAUCCUUUAGCUGGGACAAGUCGACCGUCGCCGAAAACUCCAUACCGACCUUGCGUAACCUCGAUCUGUGUUUUCCCUCUCAGAAACUCUCGCUCGUUUGUGGCCCAACUGGAUCUGGAAAGACUACCUUAUUGGCAAGUCUUCUUGGCGAAACCUACUGCCACCAGGGCGCGGCUGUUUUACCCCGCUUGCGAGCAUCAGCGUCAAACACACUCGGUGGCGCGGUGUCUGGCAUUGCAUACGUUGCCCAGACUGCCUGGCUCCAGAACUGCAGCAUCAAAAACAACAUCCUGUUUGGACUUCCGUACGAUGAGCAGCGCUACCAAGAUGUUCUGUACAUGACAGCCCUGACCCGUGAUCUCGAGAUCCUGGAGUGCGGUGAUUCAACCGAAGUUGGUGAAAAGGGAAUCACACUCAGCGGUGGCCAAAAGCAACGGGUGGCCAUUGCUCGUGCGGUGUAUUCUCAGGCAAGCACUGUGCUUCUGGACGAUUGUUUAAGCGCCGUUGAUGCCCACACCGCCAAACAUCUUUAUGAGUAUUGCUUGAACGGCCCGUUGAUGAAGAGCAGAACCGUUAUUUUGGUUACGCAUCAUGUCAGUCUGUGUAUCAAGGCUGCGGCCUACGUUGUCGCUCUCCUUGAUGGUGAGGUUGCAGCCCAGGGUGAUCCAGCAACUGUAAUCCAGAGUGGGGCCUUGGGAGAUGAAUUGGUCCACACAGAUAGCGAUGACGACAGUGAAGAAGAUGAGCAGACAUCUCUGCCGCUGGUUCCCAGAGUAGCAGCGACUGCUCAAUUGGAUGGAGCUGGCCGAUUGACUCUAGAAGAAAAGAAGGCCGAGGGUGGUGUGGACAAACAGGUCUACGUGACCUACUUUUUUGCUUCGGGUGGAAUCGUGUUCUGGCUGUCGGUAUUGGUCCUCUUCUGUUGCGCUCAAGCCACUGUGGUUGGCCAGGACUACUGGAUCAAGAUCUGGUCAGCGGCCUACAGCACAAGAAAGGAUAUUCUGUCUACAUUUUCAUUGUUCUCGCUCGCCCAGCUAGACUCAUUGCACUUUAUGAACUCUUCUGGUAUUAGUAACGAUGAGCCCCUUGAUCAGCCUGUAGAUGUGACAUACUACCUCGGUAUCUACUUUGCCAUUGGUAUUCUUGCUUUGAUUGUCACUACAUUGCGACAGGUGCUUUUGUUUGAAGGCUCGCUCACGGCGUCAAAGCGGAUCCACGCUCAGCUUCUUGAGAGCAUUCUUCGUGCCAAGGUUCGCUUCUUUGACACUACGCCUUUGGGCCGGAUUGUCAACAGAUUUUCAUCCGACCUCGAGACAAUUGACCAGUCGGUGGCUCCGUCGCUUUCUUUGUUACUCUACUCAAUCAUCGCGACGAUCUAUGUGGUAUUCCUUGUGUCGAUCAUUACGCCUUCCUUUUUGAUUCCCGCCAUCUUUAUCGGAUUGCUGUAUUGGGCGAUUGGUGUCUAUUACCUCAACACUUCAAGAGAUCUCAAGCGCCUCAACUCUGUGUCUCGCAGUCCUAUAUAUGUCCAGCUCAACGAGACUGUGAAUGGAGUGGCUACGAUCCGUGCGUUUGGUGCCCAGGAGAGAUUUGUGAUUGACAAUCUCGAGAAGAUCGAUGCUAACAACCGCCCUUUUCUGUGGAUGUGGGCCACCAACCGCUGGCUCCAUUGUCGAGUUGAUUUCUUGGGUGCUGUGGUUUCGUUCUGUGCCGGUGCGGUGCUGAUUAUGGCCCGGUCGUGGGUUGACCCUGGUCUGGCCGGACUCUCAUUGAGUUAUGCGCUUACAUUCAACCACCAUGUUUUGUGGGUGGUGCGCAUGUACGCGAUCAACGAAAUGAACAUGAACGCAAUUGAACGUGCGCACGAGUAUCUCGAACUUGAGCCAGAAUCAGCCAACACUAUUGUUACUGUUUCGCCUCCCCACAGUUGGCCAGAGGCAGGUAAAAUUGAGGUCAAAGACCUUGUGAUCCAGUAUGGACCUGACACGCCUGCUGUUCUCCGUGGUGUGUCCUUCAAGACCCGGCCUCGGGAGAAGAUUGGAAUUGUGGGUCGAACUGGAUCCGGAAAGUCAACCCUGGCGUUGUCAUUGUUCAGAUUUAUGGAACCGACCGAAGGACAGAUCGUGAUUGACGGCGUGGAUAUCCAUUCAAUUGCACUCAAGGACCUCCGUUCGCGCCUCACGAUCAUCCCCCAGGACCCUGUUUUGUUUUCCGGGACUCUCAGAAGCAAUCUGGAUCCAUUUGGCGAGCAUGAUGAUGCCGACCUGUGGGCGUCUCUAAAGCGGGCCCACUUGAUUGGCAAGGAACGAGAGACCGAUACGCCGGUCACACUUGAUGCACCGGUAACUGAGAACGGCAGCAACUGGUCUCAAGGCCAACGACAACUGAUUGCCCUUGCGCGUGCCUUGGUCAAGCGUUCGAGCUUGAUUAUUCUUGAUGAAGCAACCUCGUCUGUCGACUUUGAUACGGACCAUAAGAUCCAAGAGACCAUUAGAACCGAGUUUGUGAAUGCGUCUUUGCUGUGCAUUGCGCAUCGUAUCCGGACCGUAGCUGAUUAUGACCGUAUCCUUGUAUUGGACCAAGGCAAGGUUGUCGAGUACGACACUCCUUAUGCAUUGAUGACCAAGCCCGAUGGUGUGUUCCAUCAGAUGUGUGAGCGCAGUGGGGAAUAUACCGAGUUACUGGCCAUUGCUCAACAAAAGCAUAUCUCUAUUACCACAACUACUAAUACUCCUUAACCACUUUAACUCACUCACUCACAUAUACACAUAGACAAAAAAAAAGACUCUUUAUUGUUUUAAUUACAUUACAUUACAUUUUUAUUAUAGUAUAUUAUAUUGUAUUUCAUAUAUACUUGUUUAUAUAUUUACAGUUUAGUUAUCACAAUGGUAUAGGCUGACUAUUGUAAAAAAAAAAUCUUUUUGUUCUUUCUUUUUAUACUACUUCCAAGUAAGUUUUCUUCAAAUACAAGCAGAUGAAGAUGUAUCAGC
This is a messenger RNA of Phycomyces blakesleeanus NRRL 1555(-), 5033 nucleotides long. RefSeq lists its product as hypothetical. NCBI's taxonomy places the organism in Eukaryota, Fungi, Mucoromycota, Mucoromycetes, Mucorales, Phycomycetaceae. Gene Ontology annotation, molecular function: ATP binding; ABC-type peptide transporter activity; ATP hydrolysis activity. The record is from RefSeq and is a predicted model, not a curated record. The coding region runs from base 114 to 4781 and encodes 1555 amino acids. The transcript is spliced from 5 exons. Gene Ontology annotation, cellular component: fungal-type vacuole membrane; fungal-type vacuole. Gene Ontology annotation, biological process: transmembrane transport.